CGCAGCCCUGAUUCAGAGCCAUCCCCGGACUCCUCAGAUGCCUCCAGAAGCCCCAUCCAGCACUUUCUUACAUAAGACAGGUAUUGGGAAUGCCCUAGUGGAAUCUGAAAUGGUUCUGAUUACUGUUAAGAAUGCUGAACGACUCUGGAUACCUGAUGCAAACCACAGGACAAAUAGAAUCCUGCCCCGAGAACUGUGCUUUCUCCAAAUGCUUCCAGCAAAGUGAAUAUCAGUAUGCUCAAACAAUGGAAACUGAGUUUCUGAGACCUAAAGAGAAAAUGACAAGAAUUCAUUUGUGGAGUCUCAGCCACACCCCUGGAGAUGUCAGAGCAGAAGCCCCAGCCAUGGCUGCAAACCUAAAGAAGCUGGUGAUCGUGGGGGAUGGUGCCUUUGGGAAGAUGUGCCUCCUCAUUGUCUUCAGCAAGGAUCAGUUUCCAGAGGUCUACAGCCCUACCGUCUUCAAGAACUAUAUUGCAGACAUCAAGGUGGACAGCAAGCAGGUGGAGCUGGCUCUGUGGGACACAGCAGGGCAGGAAGACUAUGAUCGUCUGAGGCCUCUCUCCUACCCAGACACUGAUGUCAUCUUCAUGUGCUUCUCUACUGUCAGCCCUGACAGCCUGGAAAACAUUCCUGAGAAGUGGACCCCAGAAGUGAAGCACUUCUGCCCCAACAUGCCCAUCAUUCUAGUGGGAAAUAAGAAGGACCUGAGGCAAGAUGAGCAUACCAGGAGAGAGCAGGCCAAGAUGAAGAAGGAGCCUGUUCAGUCUGAGGAAGGUUGUGACACGGCGAACCGGAUCAGUGCCUUUGGCUUCCUUGAGUGCUAAGCCAAGACCAAGGAAGGGAUGUGGGAGGUAUUCAAGAUGGCCACUCGGACUGGCCUCCAGAAAACGGAUGCUAUGAUUCCCAAAACUCAUGAUGCCAAUAGGACAAGGUCCGUCCA
Molecule: messenger RNA, 940 nt
Organism: Lemur catta (Ring-tailed lemur)
Lineage: Eukaryota; Metazoa; Chordata; Mammalia; Primates; Lemuridae
Product: rho-related GTP-binding protein RhoC-like
Exons: 3
Coding region: 132-824 (230 amino acids)
Biological process (GO): small GTPase-mediated signal transduction
Cellular component (GO): neuron projection
Molecular function (GO): GTPase activity; GTP binding
Source: RefSeq, a predicted model, not a curated record